AUGAGCAGCAUCCAUUUUCCAACGUGGGCCGAACAGCAGAGCUUGUUCAAGCUAUCAUGUGCUGAUGCAGAAACCUGCCAUCAGUUAUCUAGCGUGAAGGCGCUGAGUCUGCAUUUACCUCGCCAGGAAGAUUUCAUCGGCGCCAUGUUCGUCGUGCAUGCGAAUCCUGUCGACAGAGAAAGACAAAGUGCACCGGAGACAAGUCUGGGUGCCGGAAUUGUCGAGAGGCGGGCAUCAUCUGUUGCUACACUGAUGGCAAAAGAGAAAAGUCCAAGCGUACACAACCCGCGAAGCCAACUGGCAAGCUUGUCAGCGAAAGUGCAAGCAUACGAAGACGUCAUCAGCAAGCUGAGCAAUCGAUUUGGGGUCUCAGAUGAACAGCUCGUGAACAUCGCCCUCGCCGUGGACUCCGCUUCCGACCUAGCAUUGGAUGCCGAUGCCGAUGGUUCCGGACAACGGAAGCUAACCUCAGAGCCUCCUCCUUCGCAUCCCUCCUUCGAUGCGACCCUGGACCAAGUGGAUCAUACCGAGGAAGACUUCAAUAGAGACGAGGUAGCUCGCUCAACUGGUUAUAUCGGAAAGAGCUCUGAGAUCACCUGGCUGCAGAAGCUUAGCAAGGAGGUCAAUAACGAGAAUGAGGGAUGGCCCUGCAGCAUGUCGAAUGCAGAUGAUGAGAAUGCUCUUCCUUCUCCCACGCUGACGCCACUACCAGAAAACUCCAGCGACCCACUGAUGGCCUCUCUGAACUACUAUCUUGACGAUCUUGAAGUUCCAAAUUCCGAGAAAGUCGAUCCCAACGUCGUCCCCUCCAAAGAUGCGGCAACAAAGUUGCUUAAUGCCUACCUGACUUCUGUCCAUCCGUCUUUCCCGAUCAUUGGGAUCUCAACUUUCGUCUCGCAGUUCCAAGUCUACUUCAGCCAGCCCUCUUUGAAGCCUGGAAACAAAUGGUUGGCCAUCCUGAAUCUCAUAUUUGCCAUCGCUGCAAAGCAUGCUCAGUUGACAGAUGCGGAUUGGAAGGAAGAUGAAGACGACCAUGGGGUUUAUUUUACGAGGGCCAGGAUGCUGAGCCUGGAGAAUCAGUCAUUGCAUCACCCUGAUCUUCAGCAACUUCAAGUUGAAGGACUGGCUUGUUUUUAUAUGAUUGCAUUUAGUCACAUCAACAGAGCCUGGAAGCUCUGCGGAAGUGCGGUUCGAGGAGCUCUAGCCCUUGGUCUUCACCUUCGCAAUGUGGGUUCUUGUACUUCGGAUACGUCAAAGGAGAUCAGAUAUCGUGUCUGGUGGUCACUAUAUACUGUUGAGCAUCUGCUGACAGUCAUCACGGGGCGUCCAUCCUGCAUCACCGAUAGCUCUUGCACCACACCUCUCCCCAAGCCUUUCGAUGAAAGCGAAUUUCAGAAGGAAGAAGUGUCUCACCUCAUCAGCACCGUCGGCCGAAGUACUUCGAGUCCUCUAGAGCGAAUAACGCUCAAUAGCAGCACUGCCAAUCUUGAUUCUGGCGGUGACUCGGACACAAACGAUGAAAGUGCAGAAGCGGAUAUCAAGAUUACCCGUGCUGAAUAUCUGAAAAGCCUUCCCCCGUGCAUGUCAUUAUAUUUCUUACAGUUGACAUCGCUCACAACAAUCGCCAAGAGAAUGACAGUCAAGCUCUACAGCCCCGAAUCGCAGCAAGCACCAUGGGCAAGUAUUGAGUUUACUAUUCAGAGUUUGAUGCUCGAGAUCGAUUCUUGGUUCAUGAAUCUUCCAUCGGCCUACGACUUUACCUCAACGCAGACAUCGCAAUGUCCUCUGGGACAGCGAAUGGGACUUGCGUUCCUCUUCUACAGCACCAAAAUCGGGAUUACUCGUCCCUGCUUAUGUCGACUCGACUCUUCUCGAUCAGAUGGGGACAAGGCGUAUGAGUUUUGCAGCAAGACGGCGGCAGAGUGUGUCGAGUCUGCAUGCCACAUGUUGACACUAUUCCCGGAUUCCCUUGAUGCAGCCCUUCUGCAUCGGAUCUCUCCUUGGUGGUGUACACUCCACUAUCUCAUGCAAUCUACCACGGUGCUCCUGUUGGAACUGGCAUUCAAAGCACAGCAUGUGCCCGAGAAGGCAACAAUGGUCUCGAAAGCGGCCACCAAAGCCCUCAGCUGGCUGUCCACACUGUCGAAAACCAACCCAGCCUGUGAACGUGCCUGGAGACUCUGUGAUGGAUUCUUACGCCGUCUUGCGCCCCAUUUUUGCAUUAAUAUUUCGGAGCUGUCCGAGAAUGAAGAGUCCUCUGCCUCCUCCAUUCUGGAUGCCCCUGACCUCGGUGAAGCCGCGCUCAUCUUGGACGAUCAGGCCAUGAACCAUCUUCCCUUUGACACGUCCACUACGCUACCAUCCACGACUGCGGCGGGCAGUAUUGCUGCCGACAUGGACUCCAUCGCUUGCUCACCAAUGGACCAAUCCGGCACUCCUCUUGGAAUAUCCGCACCUUACAGACUGGAGCCACCAGAUCUUCUUGACUCAUUUAUCAAGCCCGAAAAAUCACUCUCGGGUCGAAGCUCUUACGACGAGUAUUUCCCAUACGAUCCGACGACUGGUCAGAUCACCGGCUCCUUUUUCCCUACAGAAUCGAAUCUAGAUCUUGAUCUGGGCUAUUUCUGGGGCGAUCCCGUUUAUUGA
Messenger RNA from Penicillium argentinense, 2646 nucleotides. Its product is annotated as CeGAL family transcription factor. The record is from RefSeq and is a predicted model, not a curated record. Bases 1 to 2646 code for a protein of 881 amino acids. Gene Ontology annotation, molecular function: DNA binding; zinc ion binding. The transcript has 5 exons. Lineage: Eukaryota; Fungi; Ascomycota; Eurotiomycetes; Eurotiales; Aspergillaceae. Gene Ontology annotation, biological process: DNA-templated transcription.